This is a messenger RNA of Pristis pectinata (smalltooth sawfish), 4136 nucleotides long. RefSeq names its product nuclear RNA export factor 1-like. Gene Ontology annotation, biological process: poly(A)+ mRNA export from nucleus. Gene Ontology annotation, molecular function: RNA binding; protein binding. Gene Ontology annotation, cellular component: cytoplasm; nucleus. Lineage: Eukaryota; Metazoa; Chordata; Chondrichthyes; Rhinopristiformes; Pristidae. The record is from RefSeq and is a predicted model, not a curated record.
CAAAGGUCCGUGCGCAUGUGCGAGGGGCGAGAGAGAAAAAAACCAGACGGGGCCUUCGCGCAUGCGCAGCGGGAGGGAGCGGCGGCGACGUGAACGCGCGGCGCCGUCCGUUGUGUGUCUGGGGGUGCGCGCACGCGCACGCGGCGAUUGUCCAGCGCCGCGGAGCCGCUCACACCCGAGCCGAGCCGAGCCGAGCCCACACACCGGCCGCUGCGUCGUCGUCAGCGGGGCCGGGCCGAGCCGAGCCGACAGGCGGCAUGUCGGAGGACGGCCGCCACUACAGCGAGCACGAUGAUCGUGUUGGAAAUUUUCCGGUCCGUAAAAAGAAGGGACGUGGUCCAUUCCGGUGGAAGAUGUACAGUGACGUCAAUCACAAAUCGAGGAAUCGAGGCGGUGGAGGGCCCAACCCACGUUCACGGUUCGAGGAUGAAGACGGUGACGUGGCUAUGAAUGACCAUGACUCACCGAGACCACGGUUUUCACCCUAUGGUUCCAGACCAUCCCGACGCCCAGAUAGUUGGCAUGACCGUGAUGGAGGACCCUCUAGUAUUCAGGUUACUGUGAAGCAAAAUUCCGAGAGGAGUGCAAGUAACAACGCCAAUAAUCGGAAGAACUGGUUUAAAAUCAUUAUUCCCUAUGGAAAGAAGUAUGAUAAGGCCUGGCUUUUGUCAAAUUUGCAGUCCAUGUGUACUGUUCCCUUUACUCCUGUUCAGUUCCAUUAUGAUGGUAAUAAGGCAUCGUUCUAUGUCGAAGAUUCUACAACUGCAAAUGCUCUGAAACAGGUAUCCAGAAGAAUUGUUGACAAAGAUUUGUACCGGGUUUCAAUCAUCAUAAACCCAUCAGUGCCACCAUCUUCCGUCUCAAAUGAGCUCAAGUUAGAAGAAAUUGAGCACAUAAAGCAAUGCAUGAGUAAGCGUUAUGAUGGAUCACAGCAGGCCCUCGACUUAAAUAGCAUACGCAGUGACCCAGACCUCGUCUCCCAGAACAUUGAAGUGGUGUUAAACAGAAGGAAUUCCAUGAGCACGGUUGUCAAAAUAAUAGAAGAAAACAUUCCAGAGCUGCUCUCUCUCAACCUGGGCAAUAACAAGCUGUACAAACUAGAUGACCUGGCAGACCUGAUCUCUAAAGCUCCCGGUUUGAAAAUUUUGAAUCUUUCCAGAAACGAGCUCAAAUCCGAAAGAGAUCUGGACAAAAUAAAAGGCUUCAAGCUGGAAGAGCUUUGGUUGGAAGGGAAUCCGCUUUGUGGCAACUCGGAUCAGGCUACCUAUGUCAGUGCGGUCAGGGAAAAAUUUCCAAAGCUGCUCAGACUGGAUGGCCAUGAGCUCCCUCCUCCCAUUUCCUUUGAUCUUGAAACACCAACCACACUUCCUUCAUGCAAGGGUAGUUACUUUGGUACAGAGGAAAUCAAGGUUCUUGUGUCACGCUCAUUCAGCAGUAAGUACUACUCGGUGUAUGAUUCAAUGGACAGGCAGGGGCUGCUGGAUGCUUAUCAUGAUACGGCCUGCUGUUCGCUGAGUAUCCCCUUCUCGCCACAGAACCCUGCCAGGAGCAGUUUGGGAGAGUAUUUCAAAGAAAGCAGAAACGUGAAGAAGCUGAAAGAUCCAACACUUAGGGCGAGGUUGUUGAAGCACACCAGACUAAACGUUGUGGCUUUUCUCAACGAGCUCCCAAAGACUCAACAUGACAUCGCUUCCUUUGUUGUGGACGUCAGCACACAAACGAAUACACUGCUCUGUUUCACUGUACACGGAGUUUUCAAAGAAGUCGAUACUAAAUCCAGGGAGUCUGUGAGGGCCUUCUCGAGGGUGUUCAUUGCUGUGCCUGCUGGGAAUGCAGGGCUGUGCAUCGUGAACGACCAGCUUUUCAUCAGGAACGCCACCACCGAAGAGAUCCGCAAGGCCUUUGUGACCCCAGCGCCCACGCCGUCGAGCAGUCCGGUGCCCACCCUCACUGCCCCCCAGCAGGAACUGCUUCAGAUUUUCUCCCAGCAGUCUGGCAUGAACAUAGAGUGGUCACAGAAAUGUCUGCAAGACAAUGAGUGGGACUUCAAUCAAGCGGCGCAAAUCUUCACACAGCUCAAGGCUGAAGGAAAAAUCCCUGAGGUAGCGUUUGUGAAGCAGCUAUGAAGAGAAACAGUGUUACACUACCCUUUCAGGUCUGAGGCUUGAAUCAUAAAGCCAGGACUCUGCAUUUUCUUAUUAAGAGCUAAAAAAAAAUCCCUUGUAAAUGGUACUCAACAAGUCUAAUGUGAAGUUUGUCAACAUUUGGCCGCAUUAUUUUUCUAGUACAUUGCAGUUAUUUCUAGGUUUAGCCUUACAAAUGUUAAAGUUCAUUGUAUUUUUUUUUGAGUUGUGUGAAGUCCGUGUAGUUUGUGUUUUCAAAUAAUUUUUUUAUGGGUUGAAGGAUGGGUGGGGACUGGGAGGUGGGGGGAGGGGGUUGGGGCAGUGAGGGAGGGGGUGCAGAGGAGAGGAGGAAAGCAAGGACGUGCCUGUGACAAGUUUUCAGCUUUGAAAGUAACACACACGUGUAAAUCGUUUCCACCUUUUGGUUCCUUCAAGAGCCGCCAGACCCAGAACUUCCCACUGGAGGUGAUUUGGGUAAUCUCGGGUUCGUUCAGCUAUCGCUGCCUGGGCGUAGACUUCAGGUUGAACCAUUUGUCCCUGAAUCCACAGCAGCUUUUUUGUCAUGAAGGUGAUUCCACCACCCCCCCCCCCCACCCCGUGAACAUAGCUGGGCACCCCACCUCUGAGACCAGAGUGCUGUGGAUGCCUUUAUUGAGCUUUCUCUACUGCCUUUGAAGCCAUGCUCAAAAUGAAGCGCAAGGUUGUCACGUUAUUAAAAACAGCAUCUUAAUGUUGUACUGAUGAAACCCCAAGGCCAUUUCAGGACACUCCUAGACGUGGUACUCCUGUGGUAACUUCUGCCCACUCAAAGUAGUAAAUAAUUGCAGCCUCCAAAGUGUGUUAUACUUUUCAAAAAAAAAUUACGUAUUUUAUAAGCCAACCCCCAAGAUUAUUAUUCCAUUUCAAUGAGAUUAAAGGCAUCACUGUAUUAAUAGAAGGGAUAUCCAUUGAGGGAGUUUUACACCAAAGCAAAAUACUGUUGAUUGUUAGAACUCUGAAAUGGUAGGUUUGUGUUUAGUGCAGUUUUCAAUGGAAGAUGUAUAUUUAUGGAUAUCUACAGUGGAAGGUUGAGGUAUACAGAAUUCAAACCCAAACUUCAGACAGAUUCUAUGGCAAGAUGGUGAACAGGCAGCACUUCAGACCUCACUGACUGGAAUAUCUGAGCGCUUUAACUGAUUUUAAUAUUCAGCGUUAACCUCAUAAGCUACGUUUUUGUUUCCUCUCUAAUCUCGACGAUUCAAACAUUUUGAAACCAAGCUACAAUUUUCCAUACAUUUUUUUUAAACCCCUCUAAUAACUGACCAUGGUCAAGUCCCAGCCAGAGCUGGUUCUGGUCUCACGUCCCCCACAUUGAUCAGAUGGCCCAAGCUGAAGAACCAAAUGAAGUGUGUGAAAGCUGCUCAGUGUCUGCCUGAAAAGCCCAUAAAAACUAAUUUUAUAUUUUCCUUCUCUCUCAUCACCCCAGACACGUUUCAGCUCGCCUCUUGCCCCCAUCUUCCUCGACACAUCUCAUAAUACUCUGGGCACACAGCAUGACUAAGCAAUCGCCCUUCAAUGCAUGUAUCUGACUUGCUACUAAGUGCCUCCCUGUUCAUUGAAUCGGUAAAAUGGGGAUACAAGUUCUAACCCACUAUGUUAAAUCCAGAGCAGUACUUCGGAAGUCGCCACUGUCCCAGUACAGGGAUAUUUCGGUGAGCGCUUGAGGAUCGGAGGCAGCGCGUUUGGCGAAUCUCAGGGCUCAGCAGCCUUCCAGAGCAAUCUCGGCUCCCGUUUCCACAAGUGGGCUGACCCGUGGGCUUUAGAGCAGAAGUGAAGCAUUUCACCUGGGGCGGAGGGAAGGGGAGGGAGGAAGCACUGGGAGCCUUUGUUACAUUGCUCCUGCUUUAAAGCAUGGCUCGAUUGGUUGUGUGGUGGCUCCUGAUACACACAGCGGCGAGUUCCAGUGUCAGUCUCGAAUGGGGGGUGUAACUUUCAACUGGGGUUUGGGGGAUCAGGAGGAUAGGGUAAUUUGGG